Phalaenopsis equestris is the source of this 2703-nucleotide messenger RNA. Its product is annotated as acetyl-coenzyme A carboxylase carboxyl transferase subunit alpha, chloroplastic-like. The transcript is spliced from 11 exons. The coding region runs from base 322 to 2505 and encodes 727 amino acids. The record is from RefSeq and is a predicted model, not a curated record. Gene Ontology annotation, molecular function: carboxyl- or carbamoyltransferase activity; acetyl-CoA carboxylase activity. Lineage: Eukaryota; Viridiplantae; Streptophyta; Magnoliopsida; Asparagales; Orchidaceae. Gene Ontology annotation, biological process: fatty acid biosynthetic process. Gene Ontology annotation, cellular component: acetyl-CoA carboxylase complex.
AAUGAGUUUAUGUAAAUUUACGAGAUUUACCAACAUUCUGAUUAACUUAAAAACCUCAGAUCUUCGAAAUCUUCACGCACCUGCGGAAGAAUUCUUCUUUUUUAUGUCAAAGUAGGUGAACUACUAUGGAUUUCAAGCCCCCGAACCCUACGCUGCGGAACUUCUCCUUGCUCCUUGCUCCAAACUUACAUCAACAAUCCAUCAAUCCACAGGCGGAAUAUCGAUAGCUUGCUCCUUGCUCCAAGGAAAUAAAAAUUGAGUUGCAAAAAGUCCAAGUUUUGGUGAAAAGUUACUGGUACUGCUUAUAACAGGAUAUUUGAGAUGAGUCAUAUUUCCUCAAAGUUAAUGACCGGGGCAGAGAUUUGCAGUUUUGUUUCUGGUUCACAUAUUCAGGUCAGAAGGGAUGUUUUUGGUGCUGAGCUCCAUAAUAAUUCAUCGAAUAGAAUUAAUAUAGCUUGGCUGAGACAUGCCCGCCAAUCCAGCUACACAAGUGGGUGCAAAUUUAGUGUCUCAGCAAGAAUAAAAAAGGGGCAGAAGCAUGACUAUCCAUGGCCAGAUGAUGUUGAUCCAAAUCUGAAAAGUGGACACCUGAGCUAUUUGUCUCACUUCAAACCUCUUAGUGAAAAGCCCAAGUUGGUUGCACUCGAUUUUGAGAAGCCAUUGCUUGAGCUCGAAAAGAAAAUAUCUGAUGUGCGUAAAAUGACUAAUGAGACUGGCCUGGAUUUCAGUGAUCAAAUUAGUCUAUUGGAAAAAAAGUAUCAAGAGGCUUUAAAAGAUCUCUACACCCAUUUAACUCCAAUCCAACGCCUAAGUAUAGCUCGCCAUCCAAACAGGCCUACAUUUCUUGACCAUGUUUUAAACAUUACUGAAAAGUGGGUGGAGCUUCAUGGUGAUCGUGCAGGUUAUGAUGAUCCAGCCAUUGUUACUGGUCUAGGAAGUAUAGAUGGAAAAACUUAUAUGUUUAUUGGCCAUCAGAAAGGAAGGAAUACCAAAGAAAAUAUUCAUCGGAAUUUUGGAAUGCCAACUCCUCAUGGGUAUCGGAAGGCUUUGCGCAUGAUGAGAUAUGCUGAUCAUCAUGGAUUUCCUAUUAUAACAUUUAUUGAUACACCUGGUGCAUUUGCUGAUCUCAAGUCUGAAGAACUCGGGCAAGGAGAAGCAAUAGCUUACAACCUGAGGGCUAUGUUUGGCUUGAAGGUCCCAAUAGUCACUGUUGUUAUUGGUGAAGGUGGAUCCGGUGGAGCUCUUGCAAUAGGUUGUUCAAAUAAGCUGUUCAUGUUAGAAAAUGCUGUCUUUUAUGUUGCCAGCCCUGAAGCAUGUGCAGCAAUCUUGUGGAAAUCUUCUCAAGCAGCUCCAAAGGCAGCUCAGAAACUGAAGAUCACAGCAACAGAGCUAUGCAAGCUCAAAAUUGCAGAUGGGAUUAUCCCGGAACCCCUUGGUGGUGCACACGCUGAUCCAACUUGGACUUCACAACAAAUUAAACUUACAGUUACAAGGGCCAUGAAGGAACUCACCCAAAUGAACACCGAUAGUUUGCUCGGCCAUAGGCAUUUAAAAUUCCGACAACUUGGUGGUAUCCAGGAAGGCGGCUCUGUGGAACCUGAGAAGAAACGUAACAUGAAGAAGAAGGAUGUUGCUGUUUCCGAAAUAACAGCCAACCUGGAGGCAGAACUCGAAGAAGUCAAAAAGUCUGUAUUAAAAGCCAAGAAGAAGUCCACCGUGCCUGUUUUCUCCGAUGAGGAUGUGGAGUUGGUGAAGCACGACGUGGACAAGGAGAUCACCAAUGCUUUUAUUGCAAUGGGCCUUCAGGAGAAACUCGAAGCUCUAAAGAUGGAUUUAUUGAAAGCACCCUCAGAUCUAAAUCAAGUUCCAACGCUCAAGGAGAGGGUGGGUCGGCUCGUUCAAGAAUUCAAGAACAACUUAUCAAGUUCUGGAUCGUUCGAUGGGCUUACGCAGAAGCUCAAAACAUUAUCCGAGGUAAACACACUGCUAGAACACAAGCGAAAGGGAGAGAUACUGAAAAAGGCUAUCAAUGACCGGCUUCAAAACAAGGCGAAAGAGAAGAUGGAAAUAUUGAGAAAAGCACGUGAUUUGGCGGCAAAGGGAGAGGAAUUGGACGAUGAUACGCUCAAGAGAGUUGACGAAGCGAGGGAUGAACUGAUGGAAAUGUUGAAAUCUGCAAACUUUGAGGUGUUGGGAGUGAACAGAAAGAUGAGUUCUUCGGCUCCUUCGGUUAUAUUGGAGAAGGUGGCGAAAGCGAACGAAGUGAUAUUUGGUGAAAUAGAUAAAGUUGUUGAGAUGGGUGGGUUGAGAGUUAAGGUUGAUGAGUUGAGGUUGGAGAUGGAGAAAGGUUCAAGAAAUGAUAAGGGUAAGGUGGAGAGGUUGAUAAAAGAAAUAAGGGAUGGAGUUCAUGCGUCAUUGGAUCCAAAUGAAUUAGAAAAAAUGGUUAAAAGCUCGAUUGGGUUGCAAUCACCUGAUGCUGUUGGAGCCAAUGCUGAGCAGAAAUAGAGUUUGAUUUUGGACUAAUUUGUUUCAAUUUUUUUUUUUUUUUUUGCAUUAAUGAUGAACUUUUUAUUAGAUUGAGCUUUUCUUUUUGCCCCCAAUGUCAGAAUUGAUGGAGAUGUAUUUGUUUUUUCAUGGAGGAAUAAUCAAUGAUUAAUAUGGGAAUGUAUUUGUAUAUGUUGAAAGAUGUUUCGAUCUUCACGU